Corticium candelabrum is the source of this 798-nucleotide messenger RNA. Its product is annotated as osteoclast-stimulating factor 1-like. The record is from RefSeq and is a predicted model, not a curated record. NCBI's taxonomy places the organism in Eukaryota, Metazoa, Porifera, Homoscleromorpha, Homosclerophorida, Plakinidae. The coding region runs from base 35 to 676 and encodes 213 amino acids. Gene Ontology annotation, biological process: signal transduction. Gene Ontology annotation, molecular function: protein binding. The transcript is spliced from 11 exons.
UACUUACGUCGGUUUGUCCCUAAAAGUUUGUCUUAUGUCUGGAAAACCCGCCCCAGCUCCACCAAAACCGAGACCUAAGCCAGGCCAUGUUGACGUCGUUCGCGCUCUCUUCAACUACACCGCUCAGCACGUGGACGAAUUGUCGUUCGAAGAAGGAGACACCCUCUACAUUGUAGAUAAGAACUCUGAGAAGGGAUGGUGGAAGGGAAGGUGUGGCGACAAAAUUGGUCUGAUUCCGACGAACUACAUCGAAAGUAGCACCGAGACCAUCGACUUCCCGUUGCACGAAGCAGCUAAACGAGGGAAUGUCGGUUUUCUUCGGGAAUGCCUUGCAAAUAAGGUGUCUGUGAAUGGGUUGGAUAAGUCGGGAUCGACUGCACUGCACUGGGUAGCGAAUGGUGGCCAUGUUGAGUGUGCUCAAAUCCUUCUGAAGACUCCGAAUAUUGAAAUCAAUGCUCAAAACAAACUUGGUGAUACCCCUCUGCACAAUGCUGCAUGGAAGAAUCAUCCAGAAAUCGUUCAGAUGUUGCUAGCACGGGCAGCAAGAACUGAUCUGUUGAACAAAGAGAAGAAGAGUGCAUACGAUAUGGCACGUGAUCCUGAAGUUGGGAAACUGUUGCAAGUUAGAAUGGUUUUGAGAGAUGAUGAGUAUGGUGGAGAUGAAGACUCAGAUUAGAAUGCUUUGACACUCAUAUCAAGACCUAAAUCAAUGACACAGUCACACUUUACAAUUAAUUAAUUAAAUUGCUUCUCUAUUACAGUUAUGUUCGUUAUAUAGCUUCAGAACUUCGUCUGCUA